UGCAGGGCUCCAGCUGAGCCUGCAUGAGGGGCGCACAUGAGGACGUCGCCACGAACUUCAACGUCAAGUUCAGCCUUCAAGCAAAGAGGGCGGCAUUGUGAUCUGCAUUUCCAUCAGUAGGAUUUUGAAUCUGAAGUGGUGCAAACGCGGUCAGCAUUCCAACCUAGAAUCAGGUGCGCUGGUGCACGCAUUACGCGCGCAUGUUUACAAACCUCUGUCGCAAAUCUCUCUCUGUAUUCUCUAGGAAAUCUAUGGCUGAAGGCAUCACCAUCGUCUCAGAGAUGGACCUGGCAGUGGUCCAAGAAGAGGAGAAGGCAAUUGACGUGGGCGGGACAGUGCUUGAAAAGGUCUCUGUUGAAAUGCUGCAUGAGAAAGUCUCUUUGGAGACGCCCACGCAGACCCCAGAGAAGCAACCGGAGGCUGGUGUAGCUGCAGCUGCUGCAUUUGGAUCACCCGCUGGUACUAGUGAGCAGGAUCAUUUGAUGGCCUUGGCCAAACAGGCUGGCUACUCCGAUGGCGUCCCCCGUGACUCCCGGGGCGAGGGGCCACCUUUUGCACCCCAAGGGUGGGGCUGGAGGGUGGGACCCAGGGCCAGGAUCAGCGGCAAGGGCAGUUACGUGGACAGCUUCCGGAAGCACCCUGACGCCCCGGAGUUUGGCUCUAAAAAGGCGGUCGGAGCGUUUCUCAGGGACGUGCUGCUCCUGCCGGCAGAGCAAGUGGAGGAGAUCCAGAACUCAUAUGAGUGGCACAUCCCUGCAAGCUCAGAGGAAAUCCGGAAGGACCUUGACAUAACGGGCAAAGCCUCAGGAAGCCGCGGCAAGCGCAAGAGCUCGGCGCUUGCGUCUCCACAAACCGGCUCUGCAAAGAAGAGGGACCCGUCUGCCGACUCGGAUGUGAAAAUUGUGGAGCCUGCUGAAGCAGAGCAAGCUCCCGACGACCUCCCCACCCUGGACGAAAUCCUCGCCAACCCCGACAACUGGCCGUCCAUCGCCAAGCGCAUCCGGCGCAUCGGACGGUCCUCCCCAGGCCACAUGGCGUCCCUCGCGGAGGAAGCCAAGAAGCGGGACUUGGGCGACCUUCGGACCCAGCUGCUGGGCUUUUCGGACGCCCUGGUGUCCGACCGGGUCGCCACGCUGCCGCACGGGCUGGUGGCGCUCGUGGCGCUCGUCGUGACGGAGGGCAAGGUGGAUGACGUGGAGAAGAAGAAGAUGAAGAUUGCGGACCUGGCCGCUGCAAUCAGGGGCGAGGUCCAGCCAAAGGCAAACGGAAAGGGGACCGACCUUUCUCCAGCUGCUGAGGGAGGUAAAGGGCAGCGGAAACGGAAGUCGUCUUUCAGCAGCCCGAAGGCUGCGAAGGGCGACGUCGAGAAGGGCAAAGGUGCAACGAAACGCACACGGAAGGGCGUCGAGGAGGCCGCAGCAAAGACCGAGGAAGCUGCGCAGACGAUGAAGUCGAUCCUGGAGCUGAAGCCGUCCGUGUCCGCGCUGUCGGUCACGGUGGACGAGGACGAGCCGUCGGAAGAGGAGGUCGAGCAGGCGUGGGCCUCGGCUGGUUCCGUGCUUCCGUCCCUUCCGGCUGAUGAUGCACCGGAACUGCCAAUCGCAGCUCCAGGGACUCCCGCCGCAGCGGAGCAGGCCGCAGGCACUCAAGUGGUGCCGGUCGACGAAACUCCGGGGCCCUCCACAGCACAAGCGGUCGCCCCCGCGGGCCCCGUCACGGUGCAGGACCUGGAGAUCCUGGAGUACAAGCGCAAGCUGCACAAGCUGGAGCGGAUCAAGCGCGAGUGGGUCGACGCCUUCGACGAGAAGCUCGCCAUCUACAGGGCCCACAAGGAAGCUCUAGAGCACCUGGUGGCCCGGCGCAAAGAGGAGCAGGAGGCGCAGCGCAAGAAGAUCGAGGAGGAAAAGACGAAGCUGCAGCAAGCGUACGAGACGGCGGUGCGCGACAUCCAGGCGCUCGAAGCCCUGAUCGGCAUUCCCGACACUGCGGCUGAAGAGCUGGCUAAGCCCAAGUCCCCGUGGGAGACGUCGUUCGGCGGCACGGUGCAGACGGCGCGCGAGGCGAAGCAGGCCGAGUGGCAGGACUCCCUGCGCGAGCUGAACGAGGCGCGCAGAAUGAACGUGGAGCAGCUGAAGCGCAAGGUGGAGGUGUACGUCAAGCUGGGGCGCAAGAUCCCGGAGGACCAGAUCCAAGCCGAGCGUGAGAAGAGCGGCAAGGAGUUUGAGGACCUGAGCAAGUGCCUGGAGGAGCAGAAGGGGCUGAUGGAGGCGGAACUAGAGCGGGUCAACCAGAUGGAGGCCGAGGCCCGCAAGGCGUUCGUCAACUACAAGGCCCAGGCGAAUCGCGUGGAGAAGGAGAAGAGCAAGCUGCAGCAGUUGCUGAAACAGGGGGUCGUGUAGGCGGGAAUUGGGAGGGGGGGAGCAGAAGAGGCUGAAGUAGGGGGUCGUGUAGGCAGGGAAUCUUAGGAUGGACGGGAGAUGUCAUAUCCAACGAAACGCUUCGUGUCUGCUUUUGAGUAAAAGUGGGAAGAAUGGUAGGGAACCGCAUGGCUGUGAGUUUAGGCGUGCAUAUAAGAUGGGGCUUUGGGAUCGUAUGGCCCGGCAACUUGGGGCAGCAUGGAUCGGUUUCGAAUAUGUCAAAUUGGACCGGACCGUCUAAGUCCGAUGAAUUUGUGUGUAGCAAUUUGAGAGCCUGGUUGACCUUCUGCGCAAAAACUGCCAAGUCAGCGGAACUUCAAAAAGUAAAGAGCAACGAAGAGUCGAAGUUUUAGCAAAAAGCCUAGCUAAAGUAUGACUUACAAACAAAGUCUGCAAGGAAGUCUGGACCUUCAAGCUCCGGUUUAACUCCUGUCUGAGGCCGGAUCAUUACCAAAAAAAUUCUGCCACAGUGACCUUGAUCUGUUAGUUGGUUCGCCGUCAUGACGGUUGCGUGGGCGACUG
Messenger RNA from Klebsormidium nitens, 2939 nucleotides. The record is from the annotation of a GenBank genome assembly. NCBI's taxonomy places the organism in Eukaryota, Viridiplantae, Streptophyta, Klebsormidiophyceae, Klebsormidiales, Klebsormidiaceae.